Messenger RNA from Xylaria bambusicola, 814 nucleotides. RefSeq lists its product as uncharacterized. The record is from RefSeq and is a predicted model, not a curated record. The transcript has 2 exons. Lineage: Eukaryota; Fungi; Ascomycota; Sordariomycetes; Xylariales; Xylariaceae. Bases 341 to 781 code for a protein of 146 amino acids.
UAUUUCCCAACCAUCUAGACUUCCCUAUUACUGGUGCUAUACUAGACUCAUACUCACGGAGCAGCGGUCACAUAAUCGAUCUUUAUGACGAAGGCUCUGAAAUAACCUUCUAUCCCAGCUACGCAUAUUCUCCAUUGGGUGUAAAUUUGAGGCUUAAAAUCCUCUGUUAAGCGUGGUGGUUGCACCAAAAUAUCCCACCCCGAAGCUUGCUUCGAGAUCGUGUCCCGUGCAUAAAAACCAGGGUCAAAACCGGGUUGGUGUCACUUCUUCUGUGGCAUUGCUCCCUCGACUGCAGCAUGAAGUCAUUUGGAACACACGUCUACAGCUGGCAAAGGAGAAAAUGCUCGCUAAAGGUAGAUGUUGUCACCAAGUCGAAUACCUAUCAAAGGCCUGUGACAUCGAGACCUUUGCAUAUCUAGCAACAGUCGGCGUGUCUAAGAAUCGGCUUGUUGAUCAUCAACAGUGCUUCCAGUACCCAACUUGCGUUGCCUAUAAUACCGACCUCGAUACGUAUACGACUCGGCAUACCAAUGCCGACUGUAUUUUUUCCAUGGUUUCAACACCGUACAAGGAACUCACUGAUCUCAUUAGUCAAGGAAAGACACCACUCAUUUCAAUUGAAAAGGGAACAGACUUAAACACCAGACCCCGACUACGGGUCUUCUCUCGUUCUAAAAAUUCCGAAUACAUUGCUAUUAGCCAUGUCUGCGCAGAUGGGCUCGGAAACCCCAAAGAGAAUGCCCUGCCUCUGUGCCAGGUGUUACAGUACAGUACUAUAUAGUGAGUGCAGAGACGUCAAGCCCUCGACUUGAUA